Messenger RNA from Acanthocheilonema viteae, 1530 nucleotides. NCBI's taxonomy places the organism in Eukaryota, Metazoa, Nematoda, Chromadorea, Rhabditida, Onchocercidae. The record is from the annotation of a GenBank genome assembly.
AUGGAUGUUGAGAUGGCAAAUCUAAAAGCCAAUGUGAAUAAUCUGUCACACUGUUUACAUGCCCUAUUAAAACGCAUUGAGCAGCUGGAAGGUACCACCAAUUCAAAUACUGAACAUUAUUAUUUUACUAAUAAUACGCCAAAAACGAUGAAUGGUACGGCUGAUGAACGAAUUUUACUGAAUGAUAUUAAGGAAAGAAAUAAUGAGGAUUCCGAUAUAAAGGUAGUUUCUAAGGAAACAGUAACAGAAGAUCCGGAAACGGGCACAAAGAAACGUACAGUGAUAACGGAACGAGUAGUUACAACCAAAACAUUUCAUAUCUUGCCGAUCGUUGAUGAUCUGAAUCAAUCAAUGACAAUGGUUAAUGAAACAGCAAUAUCUCGUCCUGAUAAAUCAAAAAUGUCUAGUACCACGGGAUUAACUUAUAAAGAUGGUGAAAUAUCAUCUCUUUUGUCAUCUGAACUGUCACCUAUAACAACCACACGAGUAAUACAAUUUAAUCAUAAUCCAUUCCAUGAUAUUGAUUACGAUCGAGUUGCCAAUUUGAUCAUCGUCACCCGAGUGAGGCCUGCCACCGUCAAAGAAAUCCGUCCAGGCGAUGCGAUCGUUGAAAUCAAUGGGAUACCUGUCAAUGAAAUAAGAAGUUUAACAGAAUUAAAUGAUAGCAUAACAUUGAGAAUGAUGCCAGCACCUUUACAUCAAGGCCCAUCAGUUUAUUAUCGUGCAGCAUUGGAUUAUAAUGGUUUAAAUGAUAGUCGUGCGCCAAUUAAUUUCAAUGUCCUAAAUUUGAAAAAAGGUGAUAUUAUCCAAGCAUUCAGUAAGGAUUCUAAUUGGAUUCAGGGCCGAAAAGUAAAUGAUCUAAAUCAAACGGGUUUGUGUCCGGUAAGUAUACUUGGUGAGCAGGUUUCAAUGCUUUCUCCGUAUGGUCGUCGGGUUGUGGUACUGUUGGGUGUUCCAGGUGUUGGGCGCAGAACUCUCAAAACGAUGCUUCUGAAUCAUUUGCCGCAAUACUUCGGAACCGCUACUCCCUAUACUUCGCGAGUUCCAAAACCUAAUGAGCUAGAAGGUCGCGAAUAUUAUUUUCGAACGAAGGAGGAAAUAUUAGAGAGAAUCCGAGCCGGUGAUAUGAUUGAAUGGGGUGAAUUGGAUGGACAACUUUACGGCACCAGCCUGGAAACAAUACGAAGUUGUAUUCGAAGCGGACGAGUUUGUUUGUUGGAUUGUGCGUCGCAAGCUUUACGACAUUUAUACAAUGCAGAAUUUAUGCCACUUGUUGUGUUAAUUGCUCCUCCAGAAAUUGACGAUUUUCGACGAAUAAAUAAACUUCGAUUGCAACCUUACACUGAAAAGCAAAUGGAAAGUUAUAUUCAGGAAAAUAAAGAAUUGAUGGAAAGUAAUUAUGCUGAAAUGUUUCAUAUUGUUUUAGUGAACAGAGAUUUGGACGACACUUUCAAAAGAUUGCUGGAGAUUUUAAAUAAAUUGAGAGAUGAAGUGCAGUGGAUACCGGAAGCUUGGCUACGUCGAAGAUAA